Malaclemys terrapin pileata is the source of this 8401-nucleotide messenger RNA. RefSeq names its product adaptor related protein complex 1 subunit beta 1 (gene AP1B1). Gene Ontology annotation, biological process: intracellular protein transport; vesicle-mediated transport. The coding region runs from base 135 to 3002 and encodes 955 amino acids. Gene Ontology annotation, cellular component: membrane coat; clathrin adaptor complex. Gene Ontology annotation, molecular function: clathrin binding. NCBI's taxonomy places the organism in Eukaryota, Metazoa, Chordata, Testudines, Emydidae. The transcript is spliced from 24 exons. The record is from RefSeq and is a predicted model, not a curated record.
GUCCGGGCAGCGCGGAGGAAGCGGUCGGAGCCGGAGAACAGAACCACGAUCGGUUGGCCUCCCCUGCUCUAGGCAAUCCCCUAGAUCUGGAUAUAGUGAAGCAUUUGGAGACGCACUGCAAACCAGGGGCCAAAAUGACAGACUCCAAGUACUUCACCACCACAAAGAAAGGGGAGAUCUUUGAGUUGAAGGCAGAGUUGAACAGCGACAAGAAGGAGAAGAAGAAAGAGGCGGUGAAGAAGGUGAUCGCAUCCAUGACCGUUGGCAAAGAUGUCAGUGCGCUCUUCCCAGAUGUGGUGAACUGUAUGCAGACCGAUAACCUAGAGCUGAAGAAGCUGGUCUACCUGUACCUGAUGAAUUAUGCCAAGAGCCAGCCAGACAUGGCCAUUAUGGCUGUCAACACCUUCGUAAAGGACUGUGAGGAUCCCAACCCUCUGAUCCGGGCUCUGGCUGUGCGGACAAUGGGCUGCAUCCGGGUGGAUAAGAUAACAGAGUAUCUCUGUGAGCCCCUGAGGAAGUGUCUGAAGGACGAGGACCCUUACGUGCGUAAGACAGCAGCAGUCUGCGUGGCAAAGCUUCACGACAUCAAUGCCCAGCUUGUGGAGGACCAAGGUUUCCUGGACACAUUGAAGGACCUCAUCUCGGAUUCCAACCCUAUGGUGGUGGCUAAUGCGGUAGCAGCCCUUUCGGAAAUAGCAGAGUCUCACCCAAGCAGUAACCUGCUGGACCUGAACCCCCAGUCUAUUAACAAGCUGCUGACGGCCCUGAAUGAGUGCACGGAGUGGGGCCAGAUCUUCAUCCUGGACUGUCUGGCUAACUACAUGCCCAAGGAUGACCGGGAAGCCCAGAGCAUCUGUGAACGGGUGACGCCCCGGCUGUCCCAUGCCAACUCUGCCGUGGUCCUAUCAGCAGUGAAAGUGCUGAUGAAGUUCAUGGAGAUGCUGUCGAAGGACCUGGAUUAUUAUGGCACCCUGCUGAAGAAAUUGGCUCCUCCUCUGGUCACACUGCUCUCGGCAGAGCCUGAGCUGCAGUAUGUGGCUCUCCGCAACAUCAACCUCAUCGUGCAGAAGAGGCCUGAAAUCCUGAAGCAUGAGAUGAAAGUGUUUUUUGUGAAGUACAAUGACCCCAUCUACGUUAAACUGGAGAAACUGGACAUCAUGAUCCGCCUGGCUUCCCAGGCCAACAUUGCUCAGGUGCUUGCUGAACUGAAGGAGUAUGCGACAGAAGUGGAUGUGGACUUUGUGAGGAAGGCAGUCCGAGCCAUUGGCCGCUGUGCCAUCAAGGUUGAGCAAUCAGCAGAGCGCUGCGUCAGCACGCUGCUCGACCUCAUCCAGACCAAAGUCAACUAUGUGGUGCAAGAAGCCAUUGUGGUCAUUAAGGACAUCUUCCGCAAGUACCCCAACAAGUACGAGAGCGUGAUUGCCACCCUGUGUGAGAAUCUGGACUCUCUUGACGAGCCUGAGGCCCGGGCUGCCAUGAUUUGGAUUGUGGGAGAAUACGCGGAGCGAAUUGACAACGCGGAUGAGCUGCUGGAGAGCUUUCUGGAGGGCUUCCAUGAUGAGAGCACCCAGGUCCAGCUGCAGCUGCUGACCGCCAUUGUGAAGCUCUUCCUAAAGAAGCCCACUGAGACCCAGGAGCUGGUGCAGCAGGUGCUGAGCCUGGCUACUCAGGACUCUGAUAAUCCGGACCUGCGGGACCGUGGCUACAUCUACUGGCGUCUGCUCUCCACUGAUCCUGUAGCUGCCAAGGAAGUGGUGCUUGCGGAGAAGCCCCUCAUCUCCGAGGAGACGGACCUGAUUGAGCCGACCCUGCUGGACGAGCUGAUCUGUUACAUUGGCACGCUGGCCUCUGUCUAUCAUAAGCCUCCCAGUGCCUUCGUGGAGGGGAGCAGAGGCAUUGUGCAUAAGAGCCUGCCUCCGCGGACAGGGUCGAGCGAAAGUGCAGAGAGCCCUGACGCAGCCCCAUCAGGAGCCCCACCUUCAGAGCAACCAGCCGUCAUCCCAACUCAGGGUGACCUCCUUGGUGACCUCCUGAACCUUGACCUGGGCCCCCCAGUGAGCGGACCUCCUGUUGCUACAUCCUCUGUGCAGAUGGGGGCUGUGGAUCUUCUUGGAGGUGGCUUGGACAGCUUGAUGGGGGACGAGUCUGAAGGGCUGAGAAGCGAUGUAGGAGGCAGUCCUGCAAUGGGUGGCACCGGCUUUACAGCUCCCAGCGCAGUGAUGCCUGCAAACCUCGGGCCACCCCCCAGUGGUGGCUUGGGAGACCUCUUUGAUCUGGCUGGUGGAGUGGGCACACUGUCAGGAUCCCACGUAGCACCCAAAACAGUCUGGCUCCCAGCCAUGAAGGCCAAGGGCCUGGAGAUUUCUGGCACGUUCAGCCGCCAGGUGGGCGCCAUCUCCAUGGAUCUCUUACUAACUAACAAGGCCUUGCAGGUCAUGUCUGACUUUGCCAUCCAGUUCAACCGUAACAGCUUCGGCCUGGCGCCAGCUGCUCCUCUUCAGAUCCAUGCCCCUCUUGCUCCCAACCAGACUGUGGAGAUCUCCCUCCCUCUGAACACAGUUGGCUCUGUCAUGAAGAUGGAUCCUCUUAACAACCUCCAGGUUGCAGUGAAGAACAACAUUGAUGUGUUCUACUUCAGCACCUUGUACCCACUGCAUAUCCUCUUUGUGGAAGAUGGGAAGAUGGAGCGGCAGAUGUUCCUGGCCACCUGGAAGGACAUUCCAAAUGAGAAUGAAGCCCAGUUCCAGAUCAAAGAUUGUCCUCUCAGUGCAGAUGCUGUUAGCAGCAAGCUUCAAGGCAGCAACAUCUUCACCGUAGCCAAGAGGAACGUAGAGGGCCAAGACAUGCUGUACCAGUCUCUCAAACUGACCAAUGGGAUCUGGGUCCUGGCAGAGCUACGAAUCCAACCCGGCAGUCCUAGUUUCACGCUGUCUCUGAAGUGCCGAGCGCCCGAGGUAUCCCAGUAUGUUUACCAAGCAUAUGAAACCAUUCUGAAGAACUGAGGCACCCACCUCAUCCUCCUCUCUCUCCUCCCGCAUCCCAAAUGAGGAAAUGGGGACCAGAACCUGUGUGCAUGUUUCCUCUUGACCUUGGAAGGAACAAAUGCAAGAUCAAGAUACUCUGGAAACUUCAAACUGGCGCCCCCCUGAUGCUGAAAAUGGUGUGAGCGGCAGAGCCUAACAUUCCAUCUUCAGCUCUUUGGGGAUGGGGUGGGAGGAGAGGGGGGCAGGGGGAGGGAUCUUGUUGCGAUUCAAUGCAUCAGUGUAGAAUUCUUUCAUGUGAAGUAAUGCAGUGUCCUCUUUGCUGACGUUGCCCCUUUUAAGAGCCCUGUUUUUUGCCCUUGUACUCUUACUGAAAUUAAGAGAGCGUGCGUGAGAAUCUGGGUGGGAAGGCAGUGCCCAUUGAGUCUCAUUACUAUCUUCAAAUCCAUUUCCCCUGACCUUCCCAGCCAAAUAAAUGAAUCAACACUUUGGUGCUUAAAUAUGGCUUGUGCUACAUCGCCAAGCCCAGCCCUGGGAAGACAGCAGUGAUGGGUCUCUUGCAUUUAAACACGUGUUGUCUGGUGAAGAAUUCAUCGCUAAUAACCCCUCUUCUGAUGGGACAGCUAUGCUGAAGCACCGCUUCUUCCUCCUCCUCUCAUGGUGACCUGUUACUUGAGGUGGAUUUGCUUCCAGUCCUGCUUGCUUCUGGAUUUUUCCAUCACUUGUGCUGAUUUGUGCUUAAUGUGCCUCUGAGCCUCCCUUAUUUCUAGGAGUGGACAAUAAAAAGGGACUCUUUGCUGAAGCUUGGCACAAGGUCUCAGCGGGGGGGGAUUGUGGGAAUUUGGGGGGCUGGGGGAGGUGUAACAGGAGUUGGAAAUGAUUUGGGGCUCUGCCUCUGCAGAUCAAGUUGUUCUGUAACUUGCCGAAAGCUUUGUGUCUGCAGAGUGGACAGCUUUGAAGGCAGCUAGCUAAUGAUGAAUUGAUGCCUUGAGUAUUUUUUUCAAGGUGGCAAAUCUCCAUUUAGAGCUCUCCUUCCCCCUUUGAAAUGUAACUGACCAAGGCACUUGCUUUUCUUUGUUCUGCGGAUACAAGCUCCAUUCCCUUCCCCUGCAAGCCCUCAGGUUCUAUAAGGGAUAGUGCAGUUCCAGACCUGGAACAGAGAUCUCAGUAGAGGUCAUCUCUUCCUUUAAAAGGCUAGUUUGAGUUUACCCCCAAACACUGAGGUACCCUUAAGGAGAGGGUUUGAUCUCUUCCUAGGCUGUAGGGGGUUAGUAGGAGUAAUCUGUCUUGGAACAGAAUAGCCCCUUUUCUUGCGCUGCAAACCCUCCAUUCAGCGUGUAUUUCCUCAGUCUGGUUGGGAUUGUCAAAGAGCCUAGGGGGCUAAGUACCAUUGGAAGUCACAGCCUGUACCCACAACUGCUAUGAAGAGGGCUGUUACCAUCUCUGGGGGACAUAAUGCACACUCAGAAUUAACACAAGGAAGGACAAAAUACUCAUUGUUAGUAUUAAGGCCACGGUGACUCCAUAGGAGAUGGCUCUGAAGACUAAUAAGGGAUGUACCAAAUCAUAUGCCAAUAUUCAUUAUAAUCCUCCCAUCACCAUGGGAUGCCGGUCCUUGAAUUGAGCUUUCCAGGAAGGAGUUUCCUCAUGUUUGACUGGUUUGCUAACUGCCCUGGGACACAUCGGGCUUCCGUUGCUGUCGCUGUGAGGCUCCCCCUCCAGUGUUUGUGCUGUUCCGAUUCCUUAACCACAACAGCAGAUGUGAUCAGCCAUCCGAACAGACUCCCUCCCCAUCACUGUUUCCAGUAUAGGUUUUGAUGGGUCAGGGGAGUGGGUGGCAUCUGGAAUGUUUGUGCCUUUAGGGCCCAUGUAACUCUCCUGUGCUCAUCAGCUACGGCAAUCCCAGCAGAAGUGGGGCGCGGCUGUUUCUCUGCUGAGCAUUUAAGGCUUUUCCUAUUUGUUGCUUCUGUAGGGGGGAGGGAGGGGCAGGGGUUCUGCCUUUGGAUCAGUGACACUAAUGUUCUUUCCCCCUCCAGAAAUAAUAAUAAAAGCAAUUGACCACCCUUAAAUAGAAGUGUUUGGUGCGAGUUUUCAGAUCCCUACAGUAAAUAUAUAUAGCUCGUAUGUUUACUUGUGUUUUAAAAGAGGUAACAUUGAAUAAAGGUGACAUCUUCCCAUCAAUCUGCUCUGUGCAGAGGAUGGGGACAGGGACAUAGAUGGCUCUGAGUGACAGAUGCUCCUUCUAUGCUGGUUUCUAAUGCUUGGUUGCUAAAUUGCCUUGCCACUUGGACACACUUCUUCCACCUCUGGCAUCAGUUCAGCCCUUUCCCCUUAGUUUAUUGCUGAUGUUCAGUCAUGUGGCCUGCAGGGGAGGAACGAGAGCAGGGUUCAUACAGGUGCAUUUCCCCACUGCAGGACCCCAAAAGGCUUGUUUGUUAACUAAGUGGCAGCCAAGGAUUCCAGCAGCUUGAGCUUCCUCAGGCUAUGUCUACACUACAGCUGGAUCGAUGCACUGGGGGGGUCAAUUUAGCAGGUCUACUGAAGACCCACCAAAUGGACCACAGAUCGCUCUCUGGUCAACUCCGGUACUCCACCCUGAACGAGAAGAGUAAGAUAAGUCGAUGGGGGAGAGUCUCCUGUCGACCCAGCGCGGUGUAGACACCGCAGUAAGUCAACCUACGUUAUUGACAUAGAGUAGUGUAACUUAGGUCGAUUUACUGCAGUAGUGUAGACAUAGCCUCAGUGUGGUGUCUGGGCCAGCCCAAGAUAUUGGCCAGCAGGAGCUAUUGAAACUUGAUCAGUACUUUCCGCUCAGAGCAGAGAUCACAGGGUGUUUUAUGUAUCUGAACCUGCUGAAGACUAGCUGAUCACAUCACUCCGCACUGGCUGGCCACAGCUGGUGUCGCCCAUAUGGCCGCAGCUCAGGUGGUCAUUGAUAUCCAGACCACCACCCCCGUCAGCCACUUACCUGAAAAUCCACCCCUCUUUCCAUUACUGCAGCCUUGGACACCUGCUAUCAUUGCUUUUCAGUCUGUCUUUGAACUUCCUUCUGCUUGAAAGCUUGUGGAGGAGUAUAGACAGCAAUAAUCUCACCAUUGAAUAGAGCAGGAGCCGAUGCAACACACCCUUCUGAACACAAGAGGGAGCCCAGAAAUGGAGUAGAGGAGAGAGUAAGCUGGGGAAAACUGUUCCAUUCCUCCUGUCCUAUUCUCAGGUAUGUACUGCAUUUACUCCUGUUCUCAACUCCAAGUUGAAGUGGAAUCCCUUUCCCAGCCUCUGCUGCAUCUCCAGGGGAGUAAAAGCUUUUAUACAGAUAUGGGCUUUCUGGCCCCAUGUGGUUGGGUUGGAAAGAAUGGGGGAAGGUCUGGACUGCCAUAGUCCUGCCCACUUUCUCUCCCUGUCCCCAGUGCUAUGUGUAGAAUAUGUAAAUGCUAAGGGUAAUAUCGAAGUCCCUUUGAAAUCAAUUGGGAGUUUUCCCGUUCACCUCAGUGGGGUCAGGAUUUUACUAUGUGACUACCAGUAGAUAAGCAGUCUCCUGUCCUGGUGUAGUGUGAGAGUGGAUAGGGAAAGGUCUGCAACGGUCACUUACUCUCUGCAUUGGUAGACUGAGCAUCAGCUGUCGAUAACCCAGUGGAGUAGAAAGAGCUACGGCUGCAGUGGAGCUGGCAUGUGCUACUUUAGCUGAGCUAUGAGCUGGGGAUCGCUGAGGUCUCGUAAUCUUCCUUGCGCCUAUGGAAGCCAGCUCUCUCUACAUCCCUGGAAGGAAGAAGAAGCUGUAAAACGGUUGAGUGGAGCACAGUAGACACUUAGGUCAGGAUUGUGUGUUGUGGACCAGUGGCCUCUGUCUCAGUUACAAGAUUGUUGCUGAAGAUUUCAUUCUGUACUGAACCUGCUGAGUAGAGGAGUUUGUCACUGGCCAUGGGACCCAUCUCUUCUGCUGUGUCCAUAAUGCUUUGGCUUCCCCUUUGUCCACACGAGCAGGACAAGAGGGGAUUUGAUUUAGUUGACUAGUUUUUUGGUGGUUGUAGCAAUCAUUUGAAGUACACAGUGUUCAAAAGUAUGCUGCUCAGAUCCCAGUGUUAAAGAUCAACCUGCUCCUGGCCCUCUGAUCGUCUCGCCUGCGUGGGGAGCCGAAGGACAGGCCUUUUCCAAUAGCUGGCACUUACCGCACUCUUCAUCCCAAUAACACAAGACUUUCCCAAAGGGGGUAAGUAGUGCUGCUUUCGCUUCCUCUCCCCCCUCAAACACAGCACCUCCAACACUGGGAUAGAGACACAGAGGUGAAGUGACUUACAGUGAUCACCCAGCAAGCCCCUUCCUAGUCCCCUGCUCUAACUAUUAGACCUAUCGGGAUAAAACUAUUAUUGAAAUACCUGUUGGCUUAUUCUGUUUGCUGCACUGGCUGAGGCCUAAUGGCUCACCAAUCCCUUCCUCUGCCAGUGAGCAAAGAUUAAUCCAGUGAGCUGGUCUCUACUGUACCUGGGCUGGAGCUGGCACUGUCUGUCAUGCAGAUCACUGCUCUCUGAUCUGUGCAGUGACUGGCUCUUCUUAACCAUAAUGGAGUUGGACAAAUCCCUUCUCCCUGGCCUACUCCUUUCACAGCUCCUCAUCUCCAUGCCCAGUCUGACCUAGCUGCCAUAGAUUCUAGGACUGGAAGGGACCUCGAGAGGCCAUCGAGUCCAGUCCCCUGCCCUCAUGGCAGGAUCAAAUACUGUCGAGACCAUCCCUGAUAGACAUUUAUCUAACCUACUCUUAAAUAUCUCCAGAGAUGGAGAUUCCACAACCUCCCUCGGCAAUUUGUUCCAGUGUUUAACCACCCUGACAGUUAGGAACUUUUUCCUAAUGUCCAACCUAAACCUCCCUUGCUGCAGUUUAAACCCAUUGUUUCUGGUUCUAUCCUUCGAGACUAAGGUGAACAAGUUUUCUCCCUCCUCCUUAUGACACCCUUUUAGAUACCUGAAAACUGCUAUCAUGUCCCCUCUGUCUUCUCUUUUUCAAACUAAACAAACCCAAUUCUUCCAGCCUUCCUUCAUAGGUCAUGUUCUCAAGACCUUUAAUCAUUCUUGUUGCUCUUCUCUGGACCCUCUCCAAUUUCUCCACAUCUUUCUUGAAAUGCGGUGCCCAGAACUGGACGCAGUACUCCAGCUGAGGCCUAACCAGAGCAGAGCGGAAGAAUGACUUCUCGUGUCUUGCUCACAACACACCUGUUAAUACAUCCCAGAAUCACGUUUGCUUUUUUUGCUACAGCAUCACACUGUUGACUCGUAUUUAGCUUGUAGUCCACUAUAACCCCUGGAUCCCUUUCUGCCGUACUCGUUCCUAGACAGUCUCUUCCCAUUCUGUAUGUGUGAAACUGAUUUUUCUUUCCUAAGUGGAGUACUUUGCAUUUGUCUUUAUUAAACUUCAUCCUGUUUACCUCA